Molecule: messenger RNA, 5647 nt
Organism: Sceloporus undulatus (fence lizard)
Lineage: Eukaryota; Metazoa; Chordata; Lepidosauria; Squamata; Phrynosomatidae
Product: serine/arginine repetitive matrix protein 1-like
Exons: 2
Coding region: 531-2990 (819 amino acids)
Source: RefSeq, a predicted model, not a curated record
UUUGGUUCCUUUCAUUCACCGCUCCCUGUCUUUUGGCCGGUUCAGGCUUUGUGGCCUCUCUAAGACACUGGGCUUGUAAGAUUCUGUGCGCAGAUUUGUCCCUGAGGGGCUUCUGUCCUGUACAUCCAACUUCUUCUUCGUGGUCUUUGCGAAUCAUACAAAUGGGUUGUACUGCGCCUGCGCAGUGCCUUCGGAAACUUCUGGAAUCACUAGGCAAAGUACACUUUGCAACAUGUAGAAACUUUUUGGUGGUAAUCCCGCCCAUCCCCUAUAAAACCUCCGUUCCCGCUCUUUUCCCCAGUUCCUUUUUUCCGCCGCGUUAGCUGCCAGUAGGAACUUCGCUCUCUGUCUCAGUAUAGGAAUCACUGGAAAAUUGACUCGGACUGUUCUUUUGACUCUUCUCUGGCUUGCCCUUAAACUGAUUUGGCUUAGACCCUGGACUGUUUCUGACCUCGCGAUUUGUCUCUAACCCUCGGUUUCUUCUUCCUGGCUCGCUGCCAACCAGACCGUCUGACUUCAAUCUUCAGAUCAUGCCAUCGGUGCCUUUUAAAAAGUGCUCCGUUUGUGGGGGUAAGAUUCCCGGCCAGGAUCCCCAUUCAGCCUGCCUUUUUUGUCUAGGGGAGACUCACGUCCUGGCUUCUUGCGCCUUGUGCAAGUCCCUAACCCCCCAGGCGAGGAAAAAUCGAGAGACCAGAUUGAAGGCCGCGAUUUACACCAAGGUCUUCACCUCGGGGGCAAUGUCUUCUGUAGGAGCUUCGUCUUUUACCGCGACCCCCCUACCCACCCUCACGGAGGCUCCAACUCAGUCACCAUUGGCGACCCGCGCUAUGGAGGUCCCAUCUGAGCCCCAGGGCCCAUCUGAAGAGGUCUCCCGGCCCCCGAAGAAAGAUAAAAAGGACAAACAUAAGAAGGCCCCCAAGGAGAGCCGGGAAGUCGACAAGGACUCGAGCGCCCAUAAGGGUUCUGCCUCGAAGUCCUCUGUCCUGAAGGCACCCACUUCCUCCAUUUCGAAGUCGGGUUCCACUUCGAGGCCGUCGUCUACCAAGACCCUGACGUCUCCGGCAGGGGACAAGUCUCCGACACAGACGGGAACCUCUACUUCAUCUAAGAGACCCUGUUCUUCCUCUUUAGAUGGCGACCAUCAUGCGUCAAAACGACGCCGUUCUUUGGAACGUGACCAGGAGGGCUCUCCCCAAGUCCGUUCAGAUAUCGUCCACAGGCGCUCGGAUACCGACCGCAGACCGUCGGACACCGACUCCCGUCCUUCAGAUCCACGCUUGGCGUCCAAAAGGGCGAAAAGCUCGACCUCCAAAACUCAUGACACCAGUACCAGCCGUUCGGACCGUCCCCUCGAUUUGGCUUUGGGGUCCCGGCCUUUACCCACCUUCCGUCACACUUCUGAUGAUGCCGCCCAACUCCUUUUGGAACCUGCUUCCCCUGCUGGCUCCGGAGAUGAGCGCCGCUCACCCACUCCGAUGCCCACUCGUACACGUCGGGUGGUCUCACCAUCUCCACCCAGAGAUCCGGAGCCUGACUACUAUUAUGACUCUGAGACCGGCAGGUACUAUAGACUAGUCUCUCAGGAGGAUGUCGAGUCCUUCUUCGAGCACCGAGACCGGAGGCCCAGGCCGAGAGCCUCUUCUAGACCCUCCAGGGUGUCAGCGUUUUCACCCCGUCGCGCGGAAGCUAUCGCCGAUCCGGAGGUCGUUAACCUUGAAUCAGACGAAGAGGCAUCUUCUCAGGCUCGUUACCGCCCAAGAGGUGACUCACUCUCGUCCCGAGACGACGACUACCAGUCGGUCAACCAGGACUUUGCCCAGCCCGGUGCAGUUUCCCCAUCCGACGACGUCCGAACCUUCGCGGAACACGUCAUUAAAAUGAGCAAUGCUCUGGACAUUAAGAUCUCCCAGACUGAGGAGGAAGCAUCUGACCCGAUCGAGAGACGAGUCCACGGUAGGCUACCUACCCCACCAGCAAUACCCCUCCUUCCCUCAUUGGAGAAGUUGGCCAGACGCUCCUGGGAGGCUCCUGCUUCGACGGCAUCCAACAAUAGGAAGGUCGCGUCCCUCUAUAGAAUCUCACCGACCAAUCCAUCAUGGCUGUUUGGUCACCCUAAGCAAAAUUCAGCAAUCGUAGAGGGCUCUCAACGUUCAUCCACCCCGAAGGCCUCCUUGAUGCCCUCCGACAAGGAGGCCAAGAAAAUCGACGCCUUGGCUAAGAAGGCUUACUUCUCUUCGGCACUGGGCAUGAGGGUAGCAAAUUACAACGCAUGCAUGGGUGCCUACAUCCAGUGGCUCAUGGAGAAAGUCUCCCCUCUUAUUCCGGACUUGCCCGACGAGUCCCAGGCUAUCCUUUCGGAGGUUCGUGACGAGGCCCACUCGAUUGGAGGAUGGCUCAUCACCUCAGCCAGACACACCACUGACUGUUCUGCAAAAUUCAUGGCGGCUGCCAUAGCACUUCGCAGACACGCCUGGCUAAGGUCUUCGGACUUAAACCAGAAUGCUCGCUCUACCAUCGAGGAUAUGCCUUUCGAUGAGGACGGCCUCUUCCAUCGCGAGACCGACGAGAAGCUCAAUUUCAAAUACAGAAUGAGGACCGCGGCAAAGAAACACGCGGAACCUGUGGUUUGCAACGAUCGACUUAAAGGACGCUUACUUCCAUGUCAGCAUCCGGGAGUCCCAUCGCAGGUUUCUGGCGUUCGCCGUCGGGACGGACGCAUACAGAUACAAUGUCCUUCCCUUCGGCCUAUCUACAGCUCCUCGCAUUUUUACCAAGUGCAUGGCGCCGGUGAUAUCACACCUGCACCGCCGCGGCAUGAGGGUCUUCCCGUAUCUGGACGACUGGCUCUUCGUGGCCCCUUCACGUCAGGAACUGCAAAGGCACACCUCAGAGACUCUCAAACUCCUACGGGACCUGGGACUGGUGGUCAACCUCGAAAAAUCCCAACUGCUUCCCACCAGGCGAAUACGGUUCAUCGGCUCCAUCCUUGACUCAAACACUUGUACGGCGUACCUACCUCCAGACCGUUUCCAGGCCCUAAUCCGGGCCGUCGGUCGGUGCACCACCCGAAGGCGUGUCUCAGCCAAGGACAUCCAGGUGGCCUUGGGCCACAUGGCAUCAACAACUUUCGUAACUCCCUGGGCAAGACUUCGAUCCCGUCCACUACAGUCUUGGUUCCUGUCGGUCUUCGACCUGGAAACAGACCCUCCCUCCCGCAGACUCACCAUACCAAGAUCAGUCACACGUUCCCUCCGUUGGUGGCUCGACUACCGGAACGUCUGCGUCGGUAUGCCUUUUUCGCUGCCCCAUCCAGACUUGGUGCUGACCACAGACGCAUCGGAAGAAGGAUGGGGAGCCCACACCCUAGACUUGUGGGCCAAGGGCAUCUGGUCUCGAGACGAGAAGGCGCUCCACAUCAACGCGUUAGAACUGUUGGCGGUGGAAAAGGCCUUAAAGGCCUUCGAGUCUUCAUUGUCGGGAAAGGUCAUCCAGCUCAGGACAGACAACACCACGGUGAUGUACUACCUGAACAAACAAGGAGGCACCAGGUCGCGCACCCUCCUAGACAUCACACUCCGACUAUGGGACUGGUGCAUUGCCCGAGACGUUCUACUACAAGCGGUACACUUACCGGGCACCCAAAACUCUCAUGCAGACCUACUCAGCAGGUCUCCCUCGUCUUGUCACGAGUGGAGGCUCCACCCAGACACUGUACACGAUCUUUUUGCUCGAUGGGGAACCCCACAGAUAGACCUGUUCGCGACCGUGUACAACUCCCAUUGUCCCCAGUUCUGCUCCCGAAUGCCAAACGACGACUCCCUCGGAGAUGCAUUCGGUUUUCGGUGGUCGGGGAUAGCGCUCUACACCUUUCCCCCCUUCCCGCUAAUCACCAGGACGGUCUCCAAGAUGACUUGGGAUGCAGCCGACACAAUCCUGAUCACACCUUGGUGGCCGGGACAGCCAUGGUUUCCUUGCCUUCUUCAUCUCUCUCGAGCCAACUUUCUCCGGCUCGAGACCAGACCGGAUCUCCUCACAGUUCAGGGAGGACGGGUUCGACAUCCGGACAUCGAGACCCUUCCCCUGGUGGCAUGGAGGAUCCAUCCCUAGCCCAGCUACCGACCUCGGUACAGAAUGUCAUCUUGGCUGCCCGAAAACCGGCCACCCAGAAAUCCUAUAGACUUAAGUGGAACAGAUUUCUUCGGUUCCUGUCUGACAAACAACUUGCCUUAGCCCAGGUUACUACACCUGUGGUCCUGGAAUUCCUGAUGUCCCUUAUCGAUGCGGGCCUCUGCCUUACAUCCGUUAAAUGCUACCUGUCCGCGAUCUGCUCUUCCUUUCACUUCAACGGCAAGCCUUCUUUCUUCAAAGACCCCCUGGUCAAACAGUUUCUGAGGGGAUGCAAUAACCUGUAUCCUCAAGCAUCCUUACCGACUCCGGCUUGGAGCCUCGAGACGGUGUUGGGGGCUUUACAGUCUAAACCAUUUGAACCUUUAGCCACCACGGACAUUAGACUUCUAACUUGGAAAACGGUAUUUUUGGUGGCUAUCACAUCUGCCCGCCGUGCGGGCGAACUUUGCGCUUUACGCCGAGACCAGCCUUUCCUUAGAUUCCACUUGGAUAAGGUAGUUCUCAGGACGGAUAUUACCUUUUUACCCAAAGUUGUUUCUGCCUUCCAUAUGUGCCAGGACAUUGUUCUACCUACCCUGGCACCGAGCCCGACUACCAAUGCCGAGCAGGCCCUCCAUACCCUGGACAUUCGUAGGGCCCUAGCCUUCUUUCUGGACAGAACUAAAGACUCGAGCCGUUCUGAGAGACUGUUCCAGUGCUACUCGGAACCGAAAAAAGGACUGCCGGUGUCGGCUCAGAGACUCUCUAAGUGGGUUUCUAAGACUAUUGCCCUAUCCUAUGAACUCUUGGGUAAACCCUGCCCGGGUAGGAUUCGCUCCCAUGCCACAAGGGCUAUAGCAGCCUCUUCUGCCUUUCUGUCUAGCAUUCCCUUAGAGGACAUUUGCAAGGCUGCGGUGUGGGCACAACCUUUAAGUUUUAUUAAGCACUAUAGGUUGGAUACAAGAGCCAAAAGAGAUGCAGCUUUUGGGAGGGCUGUGCUGUUAUCAGGACUACACUGAACAUGUUUGGCGGGAUACUGUGUUCCCUGAUAGCCCAAGACUGUCAUUCUCCAAAGACUCUUUGCUUGAUGUUAUUGGUGGCCCUCAUUUGGGCUUGGUUUAUGAGGUGGGAUUUCAUUCCAAGUUUAUAAACAAACAAUCACUCUUAUACUGGUGUUUAGUCAUCUUUAUUGACUAUUAACUGUUUUUGUUCUCUCAGGUAUCAUGACACUCCCGCCUCCACUGACCUUAGCUUGCCAGUCUCAACCCAUUUGUAUGAUUCGCAGAGACCACGAAGAAGAAGGACAGGUUGCUUACCUGUAACAGUAUUUCUUCGAGUGGUCAUCUGCGAAUACAUGCAAAUCCCGCCUAUCCUCCCCUCAGUGUCCUGCUCAUAUUGGCUCAUUCUUGUCGCCUUCGCGGCGGAAAAAUUGCGGAACUGGGGAAAAGAGCGGGAACGGAGGUUUUAUAGGGGAUGGGCGGAGUUACCGCCAAAAAGUUUCAACAUGUUGCAAAGUGUACUUUGCCUAGUGAUUCCAGAA